AUGGAAACUGCAGAGUUCAACAUCAAUAGGAAUAACCUCACUCCAUUUAACCCCACCAUCUCUGCCUCAAUCCAGUGUCGCAUUACGAGAACCCUAGAACUCACCUCAUCCACCAUCUCCCACACUUCCAAGCCGAUACUUCAAGAUCAAAAUGAGCAUCCAACUCCCCCCGCCACACACCGCAAGCGCGCCCUCCCCCAAGGUGAGCUCGAAGCCGCCUCGACACUCAAGCUCGGCGCAGACCAACACACACAUACGCUCUCCCUCUCCGAAGCUCGUCUAGUCAUCCACAAAGUUCUGGAGAACAAGCGCCGCGGAGGCAACAAAUACGAAGAGCCGGAAAACCUGACCAAGACCCUCGAUUACCUGGAUGUGUUUGCGCGGUUCAAGGAUGAGGAGAAUAUCAAGGCCGUGGAGCGAUUGUUGAAUUCCCAUACCGAGUUAGAGAUGUUUGAGCGAUCACAGCUUGGAAGUCUGUGCUGUGACAACGCCGAGGAAGCCAAGUCCCUGAUUCCCAGUUUGCAAAAUAAGAUCUCGGAUGGGGAUUUGCAGGAAUUGCUGGAUGAGUUGACCAAGCUGCGCAACUUUACGGAGUGA
Penicillium nucicola is the source of this 597-nucleotide messenger RNA. Its product is annotated as DNA-directed RNA polymerase II subunit RPB4. Gene Ontology annotation, molecular function: nucleotide binding; translation initiation factor binding. The coding region runs from base 1 to 597 and encodes 198 amino acids. Gene Ontology annotation, biological process: positive regulation of translational initiation; nuclear-transcribed mRNA catabolic process, deadenylation-dependent decay; mRNA export from nucleus in response to heat stress. Gene Ontology annotation, cellular component: RNA polymerase II, core complex; P-body. The transcript is spliced from 3 exons. The record is from RefSeq and is a predicted model, not a curated record. Lineage: Eukaryota; Fungi; Ascomycota; Eurotiomycetes; Eurotiales; Aspergillaceae.